AUGUGGAGAUUGAGUUUAUUAUUGUUAUUAGUUAAUCAAGAAAGGGCAAUAUCUAUAAAUGUGGAUGAAUCAUGCACUUGUAUAUAAAUAAAAUCAAAGUCUGAUUGUGCAAACAUGGGUUGUAAAUGGAAUGAUAAUAAAUGUGUCUAAAAUGAUUUAAUAAAGAAUGAGGACACAAUAAGUGUUUAUUGUAGGUCUUUUGAUGAAUAAAAAUGUGGUAGUAUAAAAGGAUGUGCAUGGAUUGAUAAUUAAUGCGAAUAAUUUAGUGGAUGUUCUGCUUAUAUGGGAAGUUCUAAUGAUUUAUGUUAAUAGAUUUCAUAAGAAUGUACAUCAGAUGGCAAAUAAUGUAUGGAUAGAAAAGAUUGCAAUGAUUAUAAAGGUUAGAUAGAUUGUAAUUCGAAUAUGAAUAAAUAUGGUGGUUAUUGUAGAUGGGAGAAUAAUGAAUGUAGAGAUCAAAAAUGUAUAGAAGCAAGUAAUGAUUUGAAAACAGAUUUUGAGUGUAAUAAAUUUAAAUUAGGAUGUUUAACAAAUGGGAAGGGAUGUGUUGAAAUUAGAAAAGAAUGUUCAACUUAUGGAAUAGAGGAAUGUAAUUAAAUGAUAGGAAAGGAAGGCUAUUGUAUAAGAACAGUAAAUGGUUGUGGUAUGAAAGAAUGUUAAUCUGCUUCUAUUGAUUAUAUAAAAGAUGAAUAAUGUGGAAGAUAUUAAAUAGGAUGUAUUACUACAGGUAAGGGAUGUUGGUAGAAUCCAUUACCAACUUGUGAUAAUUAUGUGGGAAAUGAAUGUGAUAAAAUGAAAGGAUCUGAUGGUUAAUGUGAGAAUGGAUUAAAUAAUAAAUGUUAAUCAAGAAGAUGUGAAAAUGCUCCACUUUCAUAUGACAGCGAUGAAAAAUGUAAAUAGUAUUUAAAUACAUGUAUAACAAAAGGAAGAGGAUGUGAUACUUAAUUAAGAUUAUGUAGUUCUUAUUCAGGAACAUUUGAAGAGUGUAAUAAAUAUAUAGGAAUUGAUGGUAAAUGUUCUUUUGGUUCUAUUGGUUGUAAGGUUAGAGUAUGUGAAGAAGCAUCUUUUAAAACAGAUAAAGAAUGUAAUGAAUAUCAAAAGGGCUGUAUAACAGAUGGAGUGAAUUGUGUAAGUACUCGAAAAUUAUGUUCAACUUAUAAUGGAACAUCAAUUACUUGUUCCAAAUAUUAAGGAUCUGAUGGAAGAUGUUAUUCUAAAAAUAAUACUGAUGAAGGACCUUGUUCAAAUUUAGUUUGUACUGAUGCUCCUACUAAUUAUAAAACACAUGAAUAAUGUAUAUCAUUUUAAAGCGAUUGUUUAACUAAUGGAUAAGGUUGUGUUAAACAAACAAAUUGUUUAUCCACUAUUGCAGAAAUAACAUGCAAAGCUACAUCUUCAUGUUAAUGGAAUCAAGUCUGUGUUACUAAAACUAACUGUUCUUUCUUUAAUAAUAUUAGUUUAUGUAAUAAUAAUCUAGCAAAUGAUAAACCUUGUUUCUGGGUUAAUGGCAUUUGUAGAAUCAGAUUAUGUAAUGAUGCUCCCAAUUAUUAUAAUAAAGAUGAUGACUGUAAAAAAUUCUUAAAUGGAUGUCUUACUAAUUCUUAAGGAUGCCUUCCAGCUACUUCUCCUUGUAAUCAAUAUAAUGGAACUCAAGAUACUUGUUCUAAUUUUAAAGGAAAUGGAAUCAAAUGCACUAGAAAUAGUACUUUAAUAGGUCCUUGUGAAAAUCUUUAAUGUUCUAAUAAUACUACAGCAAUUAAUCAGAAGUAAUGUGAUGAUUUUUUAAAAGGAUGUCAAUUUUAAGGUACAGCUGGUUGCAUUGAUUAAUCUGCUAAUUGUAAUUCAUAUACAGGUAAUUAACAAAUGUGUUCAUCUUAUUUUGGAAUAAAUGGAACCAUUAAAUGUUACUAAGAUACUGGACUUACUGCAUCAUGUAGAAAUCUAUUAUGUUCAGAUAACAUAACUGCUACAUCAGAUGAAUAAUGUAAAUCUUUUUUAUAUAACUGUGUAUUUAAAGGUAUUGGAUGUAUUGAUUAAGCUGAGCCAUGUUCAUCUUAUUCAGGAAAUAAUAUAAAUGACUGUUCAAAAUUCAAAGGUUUAAAUAACACAAAAUAAUGUUGGUGGGUUAGUGGCUCUACUUGUGUUAAUAAGGAAUGUAUUUAAGAUACUCUCUCAAUAAAUAAUUUAUAAUGUGAAUAAUUCUUAUCAGGUUGUGUUACUAAAGGUAUAGGAUGUAUAGAAAAUACAUAAUUAUGUACAGCUUUCUAAGGUGAUGAAACUUAAUGUUCAAAUUUUAUUGGAAGUGGAAAACCAUGUGUUCGUAAAAAUGCAUGUAUCAAUAGAAGUUGUUCAGAUGUUAUUAAUCCUUCAAAUAAUGAUCAAUGUACAGCAUAUAUGCCAACUUGUAGGUUCAAUGGAUUCUUAUGCAUAGAUGCUUAAGUUUCCUGUUUAUCAUAUAUUGGUUUAAACUAUUAAAUUUGCUAAUAAAUUACAACAAUUUCAGGUGGAAAAUGUUAUUUAGCUAAUGGAACUGGUACAUGUUAAACAAGAAGUUGUUCACAUUUAACAUCUGCAAAUAACUAAAAUGAUUGUGACUAGUUUUUAUCUGGUUGUAUUUUUAGUGGUUCUAAUUGUAUUUCUUAAUAAAAUCUAUGCAACUAAUAUAUAAACUUUUAACCUAAUUAAUGUGAAAAAGCAGAAAGCAUAUCAACUGGAUUAUGCUGGAGAUAAUCUAAUUCAGUUGGAACAUGUAUGGCAAGAACAUGCUUAGGUAUCACUAAUGCAUCAAAUCCUUAUUCUUUUUCUUCAUAAUUUUGCAUGUAAUAUUCCAACACAUGUAUUUAUGAUGGAGUAAAAUGCGUCGAUAAGUAAACUAAUUGUAAUUCUUAUACUAAUUUUCUUUAAUCAGCAUGUAAAUCUGCAGUUACUUCAGCUGGAGAGAAAUGUUGGUUAGAGAAUAGUACCUUGACAACCUGUGAAAGCAGAUAAUGUACAAACACAGUUACAACUCCAAAUUAAAUUAAUUGUCAAGCUCAUAAAUCUUCUUGUAGAUAUAAUGGUACAUUGUGUGUAGAAGCACAAACAGCAUGCAAUUUAUAUAAUCCAUUUACAUAGUAGGCAUGUAGAGAUGUUAAGUUGGCAGAUGGUGUAGGAAAAUGUUGGAGAACUUCAAAUUCGAAUGGUGCAUGCGAAGAUAGAUAGUGUGCAAAUAUAACAGUUGGAUUAAGUGCUUAGAAAUGUUUAGAUCAUUUGAAUACUUGCAGAUUUAAUGGUUCAUCUUGUGUGAUUUACUAGACAAAUUGUAAUCAAUAUUUAGGUUUCACAGCAGAAGCUUGUAAAUAAGUAACAACAAAUUCAGGAGGAUUAUGUUGGAUUCCAGUAAGUGGAUCUACAUAAUGCAGUGAGAGAAGUUGUAAUAAUACAAUUGAGAAUGCAAAUGAAAUAAAUUGUCCAAAUCAUUUGAGUAGUUGUAGAUUUAAUGGUGUUGGAUGUGUUGAUAAUUAAGCUUAAUGUAAUUUAUAUACAGGAUUUACAAAAAGUGCUUGUUAAUCUACUACUAAUACAAGUGGUAAUUUUUGUUGGAAAUAAACAAAUGAAGUAGGAAUUUGUGAAGAUAGAUCAUGUUCUAAUAUAAUCGAAAAUGCAAAUUAUGUGAAUUGUGGGAUGCAUUUAUCCAUAUGCACUUAUGAUGGAUAAAAUUGUUUUACAAAGUAAAGUACUUGUAACCUUUAUGUUGGUGUGAGUGAAACUUAAUGUUAAAAUUUAAGAACAACAACAGGAGACAGAUGUUGGUUUGUAUCUGGUAAUUGUGUAUAAAGAAUAUGUUCUUAAAAUUAGACAGGAAUGACAGAUAUAGAAUGUAAUGAAUUUUUACCAGGAUGCAGAACUACUGGAAAGGGAUGUGUUGAUAGUACAGUUACUUGUUCAGAAUAUAAAGGAACGAUUUCUAGUUGUUUAGGUUUUGUUGGUAAUGGGAUUAAAUGCAAAGGUUAAGAUUCUUUUGGGUUUUGUGAAUAAAAAUAAUGUUAGGAUGAUAUGAAUAGUACAACUGAUGUCGAAUGUGAUGCAUUUAUGAAAGGAUGUGUAACAAGAGGGUAAGGAUGUAUUAAUAAGGAUGAAAGUUGUAAUAAUUAUGUUGGAAAUCAAAGCAUUUGUUCAAAAUUUAUUGGGGAUGGUAAGAAAUGUUGGAGUGAUAGCCUAACUACAAUUUAAUAGUGUAGAGUAAGGUUAUGUAGUGACAAUCAGAUUUAUAAUACAGAUACAUAAUGUUAGGAGUUUUAAGUAGGAUGUGUAAGCAAAGGAAGAGGAUGCAUUAAUUAUAAUGCAAAAUGUUCAGAAUAUUAAGGAACACAAACAGAAUGUAGUUUAUUUAAGGGAUAAAAUGGAAGUAAAGCAUGUUGGAAUGUAAUUACAGCAACUCCAUUGACUAAUUGUAUUGACAGAGUUUGUUCACAUAAUAGUACAGCCAAGAGCGAUAAUGAAUGUCAGAAAUUCUUAAAGGGAUGUGUGAGUAAAGGAAUAGGAUGUGUUUCACCUUAAUAAUGUUCUUAAUUUAAUGGUACUAUUAGAUCAUGUCCAUUAUUUACAGCAACAGAUAAACCUUGUAAAGGAACAAGUGAUACAAGUGUUACUCCAUGUGUUGCUUUAAAAUGUAAUGAAGCACCAAAUAAUUAUGAUAGUGAUGAAUUAUGUAAUAUUUUUAAAGAAGGAUGUGUAACGAAUGGAUAUGGCUGUGUUAAUACUGUCUCUUGUGAAGAAAUUUAAACAUAGAAAGCUUGUUAAAGUAAAAAGCAAUGCUCAUACAGUGGUAAUUGUACUUAACUUUCAAAUUCAUGUAGUAUUUUUAAAUCUUAAUCUAUAUGUGUAAAUACUCCUGUUUAUACAGAAAUAGGAAGAUGUUCAUGGGAAUCAAAUUAAACUUCUAAUAUAGGAUUUUGUAGAGAUUGGAAAUGUGAAGAUGCAUCUGAAAGUCUUUUAACACAUAUAGAUUGUUAAAGAAUGUCUCAAUUAUGCACUUCAAAAGGCAAAGGAUGUAUUUAAAUGGGUAUAUGUUCGUCUUAUACUGAUGCAAAUUCAUGUUCAUUUGCUUAAACUACUGAUGAAGGAGGUCUUUGUAUUUGGGAGAAAACCUUUUGUAGAAAACUUGAAUGUUCUGAUGCCAGCAAAGAAUUUACAACAGAUGAAAAGUGUAAAGAAUUUCUUAAUAAAUGUUAUUCAAAUGGAUAAGGAUGUAUCAAUUCAAAUUAUAUUUGUGAAGAUAUUAUUGUAAAAUCAAAAUGUACAAAUGAUCAUUUAGGUAAUCCAUGUUUGUGGUUUUAAUAAAAAUGUAUCACUUAUUCAUAAUGCAUUGAUAUUGAAGAAAAAUCACAUAAUUUAUGCUAAUAAUAUUCAAAUAAAUGUACUAGUAAUGGUUUAACUUGUAUACCUAUAACUUUUUGUUCCAAAUAUACUAAUUAAAUUAGUUGUUCACUUGGAAUUGAUGGUAAAUGUGGAUGGAUGGAACCUAUUUGUACUCAAUUUACCAAAUGCUCUGAUUUUAUUGCUUCCACUACUGCUCUAUGUUAAUAGUAUUCUGAUCUAUGUAUUUCUGAUGGAUUUGGAUGUAUUUCAAAAACAAAUUGUAUUAAUUACUAAAAUGAAGAAUCGUGCAAUUCUGGAGGUAUUGAUGGUAUCUGCAUUUGGAAUCAAAACUCUUGUAGAUUAAGAUUAUGUAAUGAUGCAGCAUUUGAUAUUACAAUUGAUAUUUCUUAACAUUCUUCAUGCAAUAAUUUUAUAGCUUCUACCAAAUGCACAACUAAUGGUACAAAUUGUGUCUCAAUGGCAUUAUGUUCCUCUUAUAAAGAACCUGGUUGUCAUUAUGGAACUGAUGGUUAAUGUAUUUAUACUUAUUAAGAAGGAUAAACCUAAGGAUUUAAAUAAUGUAGAGUUAAAACUUGUUCAGAUUACUAAGAUACAACAACUGAUAAAUGCAAAUAAAAUAAAAAGGUAUGUAUAUCUAAUGGUAAAAAUUGUAUUCUUAAAAAUAAAUGUUAAACAUAUAAAACUAAAAUUGCAUGUAAUUCUGGUGGGUUAGAUGGAAUCUGUGUUUUCACUCCUUCGAUAGCUGAUACUAAUAAAGGUACCUGUGCAUUGAUGACCACUUGUGAAUAAGCCAAUUCAGAUUCAAUAGCAUGUAAAUUAAAAUCAAAUUCAUGCCAUUUUUUGGUUUCAUUAUAAAAUGGAAUCGAAGUAACUUCUUGUAUAAACCACACAUGUGCUACAGUAGCAAAAGGAGCAGUUUGUAAUCCUCUAAUCUCAUUUGAUGAAAAGAAAAUCACUGUAUGUGUCAUGACUUCUUCGGGUUGUGUAUAGGGAAGUCCGAAUCAAUUAUCAGCCAGUAAUUGUUUAUAAUCAAGUUUUAAUAUUUUUACCUGGAAUGCAGAAAAUAAUUUAUGUUAAAAAUGUAAUGAAUCAAUAAUAACACCCAAUACACCCACUAAUACAACAAACAAAAGCUAAGAUACAUUUUCCAAAUUACUGCUCUUUUCUUUUUUAAUUAUUAUUUAAUGA
Messenger RNA from Paramecium sonneborni, 6546 nucleotides. The record is from the annotation of a GenBank genome assembly. Lineage: Eukaryota; Ciliophora; Oligohymenophorea; Peniculida; Parameciidae.